AUGAGAGUUUAGAUUUUAUUAUUAGCUUUAACCAUAAUUAAUCUAGUUUCAGCAAUUCCAUUGAGAUAAGAUAAAAUUGUCGUUGCUUUAGAUUGCGGUUCCACUGCCCCUUAUAAGUCAUCAUCAGAUGGAAUCACUUAUACUGCUGAUAAUUUGUACACAUAGAAUACAAAAAUUGCUGACUAUACUUACAACUAGUCCAUUAUGAAAAAGACUAUUAAGUAUACUGAUGACUAAUAGUUAUACAAAACUGAAAGACACUCUGAUGAAAACUUUGCAUAUUCACUCCCAGUCAAAGAAUUCGGAACAUAUACUCUUAUUUUAAAGUUCUGCGAACUCUAUUUCACUGAACCUAACAAAAGAGUUUUCAGUAUUUUAUUCGGUGAUAGUUUAGUUGUUCCUGAAGUAGAUAUUGUCAAAGAAGUAGGUCCUUUUGCUGCAUAUGAUUUAUAUAUUGAAUUUGAAUAUAAGUCUGAUUAAUUAUUUUAUCAUAAUGGAAAAGCUUGUGAAAAUGCUUUAGAUACUGCUCAUUAGGGUUUAAUAGUUGAAUUCCGUAAGAUCGGUAAAGAUCUACCUAAAGUUGAUGCAAUAGUUUUAAUUAAAGGAGGUAUUGCACAAAGCAAUUAUGAUGAAUACCAAGCUCUUAUUAGAAAUUGGAAUGAAGAAGCAAGCUUGUUUUCAGAAGAUGAGUAAUUUUAAAAGCUUGAAAAUUUGAGAAAAAAAAUAAAAGACGAGUUUGACACCUCAAUAGAUUUUGAUGCAUACAACAAAAGUAAGUUUGAAGGUAUUAUAAAUAUCUUGUUAUCUUGGAAGGGAUAUUUAAUUUUAUUUACUUUGAUUAUAUUCUAAUUCUGUCUGUUUUGCUCUGAAGAUCCUCAAGAAGCAAAAAUUGACAGAGAGAGAAGAUACACAGAUGAAGUGUAAUCUCCUGAAAAGAAAGAGCAUAGUACUACUUCUAAGGGCGAAUCAAAGAAAAAAAAAUAAUGA
Messenger RNA from Tetrahymena thermophila SB210, 987 nucleotides. Its product is annotated as Di-glucose-binding within endoplasmic reticulum protein. Gene Ontology annotation, cellular component: membrane. NCBI's taxonomy places the organism in Eukaryota, Ciliophora, Oligohymenophorea, Hymenostomatida, Tetrahymenidae. Gene Ontology annotation, molecular function: carbohydrate binding. The record is from RefSeq and is a predicted model, not a curated record. The transcript is spliced from 6 exons.